UGAAAUCCGCGCAUGCCUGAUGCGCAGCCAUCAGUGGAGCUGUGCCUUGGUCUGCCACGCGAGAAAUUACCUUUUAUAGAACCGGAGAAGGGGGCCGGGUCGCUUGUGGUGGAAAUCCAUGUCAGUAACUUGUUUGAUGCUACUCAUAACGAGCUUUCUCUGCCGUACCAAUCUUCCCUCAAUUCCGAAUUUGAACCGCCAUCUUCUUCUAUCACAGAGCUCGUUACCCGAGCUCUGAACUAUGGCUAUAGGGAAAUGGAACCCUUUUGGUCAACCUGUGUUACAAACCACCAGCGACCAUUCUGUCCCGCAGCCGUUGCCAAUCCCUUGCGCCGAUGGAAAGCAGUUUGGUCUAGAGAACGUAUGUUAUCUAACUACUCCAUCUCCACAAAUGAUCUUUAUUUCCAUCAUUCCUGUAGUUUGGCAACACCUGGCUCUAUAUUUUUGCAGUCCCUUUCGAGAUCUCGUAAUUCAGCAUGCAGAUCCGUGCAUCGCCAUCCAAGCAGCCCUAUCCUCGCAGUUCGCUCCCAGUGCCGCUCCCGCUUCUCCCGCAGCUGCCGCCCGUUCCAAGCAAACAGAGCGUCAGUCUGUACAAGAAUAUCCCCCAAAAACCGGUAUCGUAAACCCUCCAACACCACCGAUCCCCUCAUCACCACGGACUUUGGUGUCUGCACUUCGCUCCUUGUACAUUCACAUCUCGCAGAACCCAGCUGACAAAGGCACCGUUGCCCCCCGAGCAUUCAUAGAUAAACUCAAAGAAUUAAAUGAGGCGUUUAGAAAUACAAUGCACCAGGAUGCGCACGAAUUCUUAAACUACCUCCUCAACAAGAUUGUUGAGGAAAUAGAAGAAGAAAAGAAGUUCCUGCAGGUUCCUCUCGACGAUUCGGAUCAUUCAGUCAAAUCAUCAUCUACAACCUCACAACCGUUGGUAAUGACAGCAAGCACGUCGAGCUCAGGCAAUCCGUCGACGGGGUCUACAUUUAUUCACCAGAUAUUCGAAGGUACACUGACUAGCGAAACUCGAUGUUUAACAUGCGAGAAUGUAUCUUCACGUGACGAAUCGUUUUUGGACCUCUCCAUAGAUAUCGAACAGAACUCGAGCGUGACAGCAUGUCUUCGACAAUUCAGCGCUAGUGAAAUGCUCUGCCAGCGAAACAAGUUUUUCUGCGACGGAUGUUGCGACCUCCAGGAAGCGGAAAAGAGGAUGAAGAUAAAGCGACUGCCCAAUGUUCUCGCUCUACAUCUCAAGCGCUUCAAGUAUCAAGAAGAUGUACAAAAGUACAUUAAGCUGGCUUAUCGCGUUGCAUUUCCCUUCGAGCUCCGCUUGUUCAACACUGUCGAUGAUGCUGAGAACCCUGAUCGACUGUAUGAACUCUUCGCCAUAGUAGUUCACAUCGGAAACGGGCCAAACCAUGGUCACUAUGUCAGCAUCAUCAAGACGUUGGGUUCCUGGCUUGUAUUUGACGAUGAAACGGUGGAGUCGAUCAAAGAAUCCGACAUACCCAAGUACUUCGGCGAAUCCAAUUCGGGUUCCGCCUAUGUGCUAUACUACCAAGCUGUGGAUCUAGACCUUGUCGCCCUUGAUUUGUGUCCGACAAGUCCACAUGUGCCUGAGGAACAUUUACAUCAACGACUCCCUACAGAUUCUCCUGCAUCGCUUUCAGAACCUAUACCAUUGCCUCCCGGGCUGUCUGCAGAACCUGUAGAGGCAGAAAAUGCUGAGACUGCGCCUAUACUACCCCCACCAUCUUUACCCAUGAAUAUUCCCGUUUCUCCUACUGAGAGACCAUUGCGCAAAAUCCCCUCGGAAUUUAUGAGACCCAGCCCUCCCUCAGUACCUCCGUAUAAUGCAACAGUCGGUCGUGGCUCGUCACUGAAGCCGUCCUCGCCCGCUCGUACUGGCAUACUUAAACAUGUCCCCUCACUGAAGAUCGGUUUAGACAAGCGUGACACGGCUGCAAAAUCCACUGCUCCCUUCCCCAGGUCCGAGCCAUCAGAUCCGCUGCCACCUGUUAUACCUGACCCUGCUCUACGGAGUCCGAAUGACAAGGAAAAGGAAACAGAGAAGAAGAGCACCUACUGGUUCCGAAGGAAAAGCCUUAAAUCAGGAGGGAAAGCACGUCCAACCUUGGAAGUUGAGGCAACUAAUAUGCCAUUGCCUCCUGUCGUGCCCUUGGAUACGUCGUCAUCUCCAUCGAGGUUCCACACUACCGGGUUGACAUCGAGGCAUUCCAAGGAUAAUGGUUUUGGACAUCCGUCGGAGCCUGCAGGUCUUGAUCGUCCUGUAGCGCCUUUUAUGGUUCAUCGCCGCCCUUCGUCUGCUUCUGGCCCUGUUCGGGCAUCAUCGCAUAGUACGAGCAGUCGACGAGAUACUUCGAGUUCGCCUUCCAUCUCAGCCACUACAUCAUAUUCUUCCACUACAAGCACCUCGUCAUCGACAUCUCCUGACCAUUACUCACACACCCUUCGCCCCUUGCCAAUGAUACCUACUUCUCUGCAAAACUCAAGUAUAGCACAAUCCCCUCCUUCAGUUUUUCCUCGAGGCCACUCAUCUGAGUAUACACGGCCGCACAAACGGCCAAUGGCGUCACCUCAUGACUUAGAGCCACCAAGAUCACCUAAAUCCCCAGCUCGGCCAACGACUGCAGGUGCUACGCUUGGUUCACGUUCCUCUGCAACUAUACCCCGGGACCAUAAUCUCCCUCCAUUGCCAGGUGCUGUGGGUAAUCUACUCAACGGGACAUUACCCAUGACACUGCCUCGUUCGGACAAGGGCGAGACGCAGGCGAAAAGUAAGUUGUACGAGGAAGGCGCGACGGGCUUGCCUAAACGGCCAAAGUCAAUACGUGCAUCUACCGCCCUGGAGGCAGUUCCACCAUCUAGCGCUUCCACUAAUACCACUAGUGCUAUGAAGCGGGCGAGUCGGAAGUUGAGCUUCACCGCGUCAUUCCCGUUUGGCCGCAGGGAUAAGCAGCGCUAGUAGGGGAAAGAGCAGGAAUGAGUGUCCCGGUCCGGUAAUUCGAUCACCUCCUCCUCUUCUCACUCGUCCAGAGCCUGAUGCACGCUAGAAUUGUAUUCCAUGUUGCCUCAUGGAAAGGUUUCAGUCAUCUAUCCUAAUUACAAUCGCAUACACAGUUUUUAUUCCGCGAAGUGGAGAGUUCCUCUUAUCCUACCGUUCCAUCAUAGCUCGUACAUCUCUACCUCGUUGCGUCUGUAUCAAUUUUAUG
Suillus fuscotomentosus is the source of this 3227-nucleotide messenger RNA. RefSeq lists its product as uncharacterized. NCBI's taxonomy places the organism in Eukaryota, Fungi, Basidiomycota, Agaricomycetes, Boletales, Suillaceae. The record is from RefSeq and is a predicted model, not a curated record. The coding region runs from base 242 to 2980 and encodes 912 amino acids. Gene Ontology annotation, cellular component: cytosol; nucleus. Gene Ontology annotation, biological process: protein deubiquitination. Gene Ontology annotation, molecular function: cysteine-type deubiquitinase activity; cysteine-type endopeptidase activity. The transcript is spliced from 8 exons.